Messenger RNA from Mitosporidium daphniae, 1119 nucleotides. Its product is annotated as glucose repression regulatory protein Tup1. The transcript has 4 exons. The record is from RefSeq and is a predicted model, not a curated record. The coding region runs from base 1 to 1119 and encodes 372 amino acids. Gene Ontology annotation, molecular function: protein binding. NCBI's taxonomy places the organism in Eukaryota, Fungi, Microsporidia.
AUGCCAACCCAAAGUAUGUUUACAUAUCACGCUUAUGGGUUAGAAUCGUUCGCGUUAGAAUAUAUUGAAUGUCCCGCCCCUGCACAGAAUCUUCCUGACUGGGGCUUAUGGGUGUGGCCCGAAGAUAACCCGUCAAAAAUACCCAGAAUUACUCCAGCACUGACAUUUGACCAGCAACAUAAAGAUCUUAUUUCCUCCGUCAGAUGGGCCAAUUCUGGAAAGUAUUUUGCCUUUGGGUCUUUUGGCAUUGUGCAGCUCUUUGAGGCAGAAUCAAUGUCUCUUUUAAAGGAAUUCUCGUGUGGCCUAGAAGCCUCUACACCGUCCACCGUUGGGUCUUUCAUCCGUACCAUUGACUUUCAUCCAAGCGGAUCCUUCCUUGCCGCGGGCUCUGAAAAUAAGGUCAUUUAUAUCCUUCAAUUCGACUCCAAUGUCCCGCUUCAAGUAAUCACGCAUCAUCCUCAAGACAUCUAUUGUAUAAAGUACUCUCCAUCUGGAGAACAACUAGCCUCGGUAAGUGGAGAUUCCCAUGUCGCAAUAUGGGACGUCCAUGUUGAAGAGCGUAAGCACAUUUUAUUGAAGGAAAUUUCGAUUUUGCGCGAGUCAGAUAGCGAGUAUAGCAAGGAUUGUAUAAUUUCCUUUGUCUGCUGGUCAAAAGAUGGCAAAUUCAUUUUUGUAACCUCCCUUGGUUCGUCUCUUUAUGUGAUAAAUGUUGAGCUUGGAACGGUCUCGAUACACUCGUCUGGCCAUUCUGCGUCUAUUUAUCACCUAAGCCUUUCUUCGGAUGGAAAAAAACUUGCUUCCGCCUCAUUGGAUAAAACAAUCAGAAUCUGGCUCAUCUCUUGCGAUGAAAACGACCAGUUAAUUCUCUCUUCCUGCCUUUCCAUCCUAGAGGGCCACCAGGAUUAUGUCCUUUCUGUAACUUUUUCGAGCGAUUCUCGAUACAUCAUCUCUUCGUCAAAAGACACUUCGAUCAUAAUUUGGUGCGCCUUUUCCUACACGCUUCUUUGUAAAAUAGCCUCGUAUAAGAAUUCAGUACUUUGCAUCGAUAGCCAUCCAAAGCUGCCAUUACUCCUUGUGGGUUCUGGAGACUGUAGGAUGUCCAUUUGGAACUACAAGUGA